AUGGCCGGAGCAGAACCCACUUUUCUCUACAAACUUGUCCCCUCGUUGGCACCGGUCCGGGAGCCCAUUCCAGAGCGACUUCCCGUCAGUCUCAUUGACCAGCAGUCCGGAUUUGUACACCUGUCGACAGCACUCCAAGUCCCAAAUACACUCAAGCUCUUUUUCCAGGACGAGCCUCUUGUCUAUGUGCUGAGGAUUCCGUAUGAUCGCGUGGCCCAAGACAUUGUGUUCGAGGACGUCACGGGCAGGCGCGGAACCCGGCCUGAUGAGGGUCUAUUUCCUCAUCUCUACAAUGGCCUCAAGCUUGGCAAGGACGAGAUUGAGAGCAUGAGCGUCUGGUCGAACGACGGUGGAUGGGAGAAAGCGCUGAACGGGGCAAAGCCUUGGCUCCUGUAUUGA
Aspergillus calidoustus is the source of this 399-nucleotide messenger RNA. The record is from the annotation of a GenBank genome assembly. Lineage: Eukaryota; Fungi; Ascomycota; Eurotiomycetes; Eurotiales; Aspergillaceae.